AGAGCCUCAGCUGCCUGCAGACCCCCAGCAGGAGCCCCCCAGCCCCUCCCCUGCCCUCAGCACCAUCUGCCUCCUUUUCCCCUGCCUUGGUUUCUGUUUGCAGAGCCCCAGAGUCGCCCCCACCCUCUGUGUAGGGAGGAGGUGGAACAGGUUUGGCUGCAUCCUGAGCUGAGCUAACCUGAGCCCUUCUCUCCCUUAGGUGCAGCCACAUCACCACCAUGGUUCCCCCUGGGCAGAGGUAGAAGAGGCAGGAGCCACCAGGAAGGUGCUUAAAUCCCUCUCAGGCCUUUGGUUGUGCCCCUGGCAGGGGCUGCAGCUGGCCUGGGAGGAUGGAGGCGCUGCGGGGCCGGACGCUGCAGGAGCUGCAGGAGCUUGAGAAGGACCCUCAGGAGAUUGAGCACCUGGCCCUGGAGUCACAGGAGGUUCAGGAGCUGCAGCUGGAGAGGGAGAUGGCUCUGGCCUCCAACCGCAGCCUGGCCGAGCAGAACCUGACGUUCCGGGCGCCGCUGGAGUCGGGCCGUGCCGAGCUCUGCAGCAAGUACCAGGAGCUGCAGGAGCUGUCUGAGCGCUGUAAGGAGCAAAAGGCAAAGCUGGAGAAGUUUGCAGCAGCAAUGCACCCUCAGGCCCUGCUGGAGCUGCUGCAGGUAGAGAGCCAGAAGAUUGAAGAGGAGUCUGAGAGGAUGGCUGAGCAGUUCCUGGAGGGGGAGGUGCCCCUGGAGAGCUUCCUCGAGGGCUUUUCAGGGCUGAGGAGACUGUCCCACUUACGGAGGGUGCGAGUUGAGAAGCUGCAGGAGAUCCUCAGGAGAGCUGGAGCCCAGCAGGAGCCUGCCAGGGACUCUCAGCCCCUUCCUGUGCCCUCAGAGCCCCCCCAGCCCCAACCCCAGCCCCAGCCUGGCCCUCCUGCAGCUCCUCCCUUCCCCCUGCCCUACAGCCCCAGCCCAGCCAUGCCCAGCGGCCCCACUGCCCACGGGGCUCUGCCUCCCGCUCCUUUCCCUGCCCCCCUGGCACAGGGUCCCUCCUGCCAGCCCAGCCCCCAGCCCACCUUUCCCUACAAACCCCCUCCAGCUGCUGAUGCCACCCCAGGCUACCCCAGACCCCCCUCAGGGGGUUCAUCUCCUGCCCCAGGCUACUCCUGGUCCCCAUCCAGGGCCCCACCUCAGCCCCCAACCUUUCACCCCUCUCCCCCCCCACCCAGACCUGGCUACCCUCCCUACAUGCCCCCUGGGGCCCCUCAGUGCCCUUACCCAACCCAACCCCCUCUCCCCACUUUCCCCCUCCCCCCACAGGCCCCUUAUCCCCCAGGGCCACCCCAGCCCUUUGGGUACCCCCCUCCUCCAGCCCCUCAGCGUCCUGCUUGGCCUGGCUACUAACUGGGGGCUGCUGGGGAAGCACCCUCUGCUCCUGCCUCCUCUGUGCUGUGGCCUGAGGGAGAAGAGCAGGCAGAAGGCAGAGAGCUGUGCUCU
Molecule: messenger RNA, 1463 nt
Organism: Colius striatus (speckled mousebird)
Lineage: Eukaryota; Metazoa; Chordata; Aves; Coliiformes; Coliidae
Gene: VPS37C
Product: VPS37C subunit of ESCRT-I
Exons: 5
Coding region: 330-1370 (346 amino acids)
Biological process (GO): protein targeting to membrane; protein targeting to vacuole; ubiquitin-dependent protein catabolic process via the multivesicular body sorting pathway
Cellular component (GO): ESCRT I complex
Source: RefSeq, a predicted model, not a curated record